Messenger RNA from Leptonychotes weddellii (Weddell seal), 883 nucleotides. NCBI's taxonomy places the organism in Eukaryota, Metazoa, Chordata, Mammalia, Carnivora, Phocidae. The record is from RefSeq and is a predicted model, not a curated record.
CGGGCUGGUACUGCCCACUGUCCUAGCUUGGGGUAACUGGGCACGCGUGGCUUGUGAGUGGACGAUCCUGGGCGCCAAGCAGUGCUUUGGAAUUUUCAGUAUCGAGGUCUUACAGUUUUUAUGAUAAAUAUACACGUUAUAGACAAUUUGUGAAAUGAGUGACUCUGAUGAUGACGAUAUCCCCCGGCUGUCUUCCCACACCUUAGCAGCCCUCCAGGAAUUUUAUGCUGAGCAGAAGCAACAAAGUGACGCAGGCAGGGAUGAUAAAUACAACAUUGGAAUAAUAGAAGAGAACUGGAUUAUGAAUAUUACAAAAAUAGCCUGUGUGAGUGCCCCCAGUGUUUACCAGAAACUGAGAGCCCUACACAGAGAAGACUUUUCUGUAUACAUCUUUGAAUAUGACAAAAGAUUUGCUAUAUACGGAGAGGAGUUUAUCUUCUAUGAUUACAAUAAUCCAUUGGAUUUACCUGAAAAAAUUGCCGCACAUAGUUUUGACAUCGUAAUAGCAGAUCCCCCCUACCUUUCCAAGGAGUGUCUCAGAAAAACAUCAGAAACCAUCAAGUAUCUGACUCAGGGCAAGAUUCUACUGUGCACAGGUGCUGUCAUGGAAGAAGAGGCAGCAAAACUUCUUGGCGUGAAGAUGUGCAAGUUUAUUCCAAAACACACCCGGACCCUGGGAAAUGAGUUUCGCUGUUAUGUGAAUUAUGAUUCUGGGCUAGACCAUGAAAUCUAAAUGCAGAUAGUAAUAUAAUAUGUAAAGGAUCCUGUGUGACAUUUCUCUCAUUAUUUCCUUGGUAGAUUGAAAAAUUAUAACCUCCACCCCUCCCCUGCAAAGUGGGGCUCUCCCUGGCCUAAUUUUCAAAAUAAAGAAUAUAACAUCUCA